AUGGCCGACGCAGAGCUUGAAGAGAUCAGACGGGCCCGUCUUGCCCAGCUUCAGCAACAGGGUGGCGCACGUGGUGGUUCGUCGGACGGCAACCAGGAGGAACAGAGAAGGCAUGAUUCCCAGACGCAAGCUGAAGCCGACCGCCGCACCACUAUCCUGAACCAGAUCCUCGAGCCCGAAGCUGCCGAUCGUUUGGGUCGCAUCCGCCUUGUCAAGGAAUCCCGCGCUGCUGACGUCGAGUCCCGUCUCAUCAUGCUCGCCCAGUCCGGCCAAUUGCGCCAGAAGGUUACCGAGGAGCAGCUCAAGCAGCUGCUGAACGCUAUGGCCGAGAACCAGCGUAAGGAUGAGGAGGAGCACAAGAUUGUGAUCAACCGGCGCGGCGGCUGGGAUGAUGAUGACGACCUGUUGGAUCUGUGA
Molecule: messenger RNA, 417 nt
Organism: Aspergillus tubingensis
Lineage: Eukaryota; Fungi; Ascomycota; Eurotiomycetes; Eurotiales; Aspergillaceae
Product: DNA-binding protein
Exons: 4
Coding region: 1-417 (138 amino acids)
Cellular component (GO): nucleus; cytosol
Molecular function (GO): DNA binding
Source: RefSeq, a predicted model, not a curated record